AUGACCGAAAACCGUUAUCGUCCCAGCUCCCCCCCAGGGCGCCGAUAUGCUGACCCCCGCGCCUCUACCGGGAUGGUGUUCUCCUCUUCCUUCGAUUCUCGCUAUCAUGCACAACCACGAGCUACAGUCGACCCUGUGCCAGUAGGUCGACAUGGGAGCGUCUACACCACACAGGCCGUGGCGAGGAAGACAUAUCUUGAUGAUAAUCAUCCUGGUGGUGGCUCUACAAUCAGGACAGAGUAUACUGUCCGCCCAAGACAUAAUUCGACGAUUGGCUCCGAAUCCCGCAGGCCUGUCAGUGCUUUCAUAAACAGACCUCCUUCGCCUCCACGUGUUCGACCAGCAGUGGUCACUCCUUCAUCACGGGACGAUCCUAGAACUCCCGUCAUAGCGUCUGCGGGAGAAAGGUACCUCGUGCCUGCCGCAUCACACUCACGACACCAUCAUAGAAACUUAAGCGCAACGAGGGCCGAAGAGGAUCGUCUGGGCCCCGCGAGAAGCCAUAGACAGCCGGAAUACCAUCGCCGUGGUGGCUACAAUGCACCAUUACAAGACGAAGGCUUCUCAUACACGACACCGACGGAGCACUUUUUGCAGGAGUCCUCCAGGCCACCACAGAGGGCUCAGAGUUACAGCAGGCGGGAACGUCCGACCAGUGUAAUCGGGCUGCAGGAAUACAAGCAUCCCACGAGAAGGGAGGGCCCACCUCUCUCUUCCACUCGUGCAUUAGAUAGGAUCGAAAGAUCGGACCCCUAUCGCGGCAGCGGCACUCGUCUUCGUGAUUACGAUGAGCGUCCAGCCGAGAUUGUGUCUCGACACCGAUCGACCAGAGCCCCAGUGGUGCACCAGCAUCGGGACGAUGGCUAUGCGUCUGCCCGGGAGGAGCGGGAUCCGCGCCUCGCGCCGAAACGGCAUGAGCGGCUCGACGACGACGACAAAAUUUCUAGAGCUAAGUACGAAAGAGAAAGAGAAAGAGAAAGAGAAAGAGAAAGAGAGGUUUUACGUGUGCCACCACGUGAGUCUGAGCGCGUCCGGGACCGCGACAGGGACUGGGAUAGAGACCGAGAGAGAGACCGAGAGAGAGACAGAGAGAGAGACCGAGAGAGAGAACGAAAUGGUGAUCGGGAGAAACUGCGGGAAGUUGACAGAAACAUUCGAGGAGUUGACGAACGUCGUCAACCUCGAAGUCGUGAGGAUAGUCCAGAACAUGCUGGCUCACGAAAGGGCCUUGCCGCAGCCGCAGGUUUGGCUGCUGCAGGUGCACUGGCGGGGGCAGCGGUCAAGAGCUCGAAGGGCGUUCCAGAUGGAUCCGAGAGUGAUGAUCAUAAAGACCGCAAACAUAGAAGGAGGAGGCAUCACCAUGCCAACGACGAACCAAGUCCAGACGAGCUCGCUGGUCGUGUCGAGCGCGAUCUUACUCUGAAUGUCGGUGACCGUGCAUCCCAUGAUCGACGCAGAGAUGAAGGAAGAGGUGGCGACGCAGGAAGUGACCAUGAAAACCAUUAUGAUCAACGGAAACGCCAUCGCCGGCGACACAAAGAUCGAGCUCAACGCGGAGACGAGUCAGAUACGACCGAGGAUUCUGGAGGUAGAGAGUAUCUUGAACGUCAACAUGAACCGGACAGAGACGCUGACCUGCGCGAACCUCCUCGCUCACGCCACGAAAGGGCACCUUCUCGUGAUGCCACGCGAGAACCGUCCUCGUCUGAGCAACAUGUUGUUUCGCCGGGUGAAGAUGAAGCUGGCCGCCCACGACGCGUUCAAUUGGUCGAACCUUCAGAUAAGAAAGAGGAAAUCAAGCCAAAGGGCAUACUCAAACCACCGCGUGAAACCCCUUUCCCCGAAGACCCUCACCCCGAGCGCGAAGGUGUGGCCCCUCUCAAGGACGCAACCAAAGACGGAAUACCACCGCAUGCACGCUGGACUAAAAUCAGUCGAGCGUUGGUGAACCCGGAAGCACUGGAAAAGGCACAUGAACGAUUUGAGGAAAGAGACGACUACGUGAUUGUGCUGCGUGUGGUGUCCAGAGACGAGAUUAUGAAGUUUGCGGAAAAGACCAAAGAAAUCAGAGAAACCCGUGAACGGCAGUGGCAAGCCGAACUCGAACAGCGUCGGCGUCGCCGUAGAGAGACGCGCGGCUACAGUGACAGCAGCGAGGGUGACAUGACUGAGGGCGGGGGCAGACAGCGUCUAGCGAUCGAUCAAGCUCCGCCUAUCCAAGGAGAUCCUAGAGCAUAUUUUGCACAGCAACAGCAGCAGCAGCAGCAGCCGCCGCAGUCCAGGAGGGAGGAGUUUUCCGUGCCUGUGAGCAUUCCAGGACAGCCUGGUUUAGCCCCGCCUCAAUUGGCCACCCCCGUCGUGGCGCGCCCACCACCACAGUCGCAGGAGAUACCAAUCCCAGAUAUCAGAGUCGAGCCCCAUACUGCCGGUUAUUCGAUGAACGCAUGA
Messenger RNA from Capronia epimyces CBS 606.96, 2448 nucleotides. RefSeq lists its product as uncharacterized. Bases 1 to 2448 code for a protein of 815 amino acids. The record is from RefSeq and is a predicted model, not a curated record. Lineage: Eukaryota; Fungi; Ascomycota; Eurotiomycetes; Chaetothyriales; Herpotrichiellaceae. The transcript is spliced from 2 exons.